Messenger RNA from Phascolarctos cinereus (koala), 1105 nucleotides. Its product is annotated as RAD9, HUS1, RAD1-interacting nuclear orphan protein 1-like. Gene Ontology annotation, biological process: DNA damage checkpoint signaling; recombinational repair; cellular response to ionizing radiation. The record is from RefSeq and is a predicted model, not a curated record. Lineage: Eukaryota; Metazoa; Chordata; Mammalia; Diprotodontia; Phascolarctidae. Gene Ontology annotation, cellular component: nucleus; chromosome.
UUCGGAGGGUGUCCACCAAUCGGGGCAUGGCUGGGUCUCCGCUUUGCAGGCCUGACUGUCGGAGGCCAGAGCCAAAGGGAAAGUUGGGCAUGUAUUCCGUCAGGAGGUUUAGGUGAGGACCGGUGGCCGCCACCGACUCCUGCCCCUCAGUCCCCCCUACCCCGCCGGCAGGCAUCAUGAAGCUGCCCACUGUCCUUCCCUCUCCCGUCCAUGCCUCGCAAGAAGAAGAGUAAUGGCCCACGGCGCAAGGCUCAACUGUCGUUCCGGGAGCGGCCGCUGGAGGGCCCCAAGCACGGCGGAGGCUCCCCGAGGCCCUGCCCGGCGCCUUCGAGGCUCGCGCCCCUGCGGCCCGCCGACCGCGAGCCCCGCCCGGCCUGGGUGUCGCCGCAGUUUAAGAAGCCCCUGGGCAGCUGGCUGCCUGUGCGCCGCAAGCGGCCGCCGCCGCCCCCGCACCGCCGUCUGCCUUUCCGGUUCGGAGGCCCAGCUCGGCGGCGGCGCUCCCUGCGAAGGGCGCGGUCCUGCUGGUUUCCGCCCUUGACCUUUAAGAGCCUCCGGCCGGGGCUGGGGACAGGCCCAGGCCCCAAGCCUUCCUCCCGGGCGGCCGCCGCACAGCAGGAGAACCCGGACCUGGAGGGGCCCGAGGAGGCUCGAAGGCCGCCGACCCUGUCAGCCAGGCCCAGGAGCUGCGCCCCUCGACGCCCAAAGCCGUCCGACCUGGAGACUCGAGGCCUGCCCUCGACCUUGGGCGAUGCUGCUGCCACUCCGAGGGAGCAAGGGCGGGGGCGCUGCCCCCUCCACCUGGCCCGGCCGCAGACCCCUCCGCCGGGCUCGCCGCCGCUGGUCGUGGACACUCCCGAAGAGAAAUACGGGCUCAAGGUCACUUGGAGAAGACGAUACUACCUGGUCACCUACCUUAGGAAGAGAGGGAAGCUCAGCCUGAGCCAGAUUUUUGUGUCGAAGUCAGAAGCUCUCAACCCCUGGAUAGGACCUCCCCUACCCUGCCCCCAACUUGGUUCCGCUGCUGAGCAAAGGUGUAAAGCGCUUUGUCAACCUUAAAGCGCUCUAUGCUCUAUAAAUGUAUAGCCAUUGUUUUUAUUCCCGGGUA